Molecule: messenger RNA, 4285 nt
Organism: Peromyscus leucopus (white-footed mouse)
Lineage: Eukaryota; Metazoa; Chordata; Mammalia; Rodentia; Cricetidae
Gene: Rapgef4
Product: Rap guanine nucleotide exchange factor 4
Exons: 28
Coding region: 1192-3768 (858 amino acids)
Biological process (GO): positive regulation of GTPase activity; Ras protein signal transduction
Cellular component (GO): plasma membrane
Molecular function (GO): guanyl-nucleotide exchange factor activity
Source: RefSeq, a predicted model, not a curated record
AUUUUAAAACUCAAAAUUAAGAAUGCAAAAACAUGUUUCAAGCGAUGGAAACAAUCAUGUGUUCUCCAAAACAGAGAUGUAGCUUCUGGGGUUAGUCGCCACUAAAUUCUCCUGCUCACAGACGUUCUGUAGUUUCAGUGCCUAAAAGAAGAAUACAAAUCUACUGCUCUUUCGAGACUCACUGUAAAUCUAAUUUUAACGGCCUCAAGAUGCUGCUAAAGUAGCAACAUUUUGAAGAGAUCAAAAACUUUCAUGUGAAAAAAAAUAUACUCUGAUAUGUUUCUGCUUCCCAAACAUUUCUGGAGACCAAGGUAAUCGUAUGUGUGUCUCAAGGAGAGGACUGGGCAGCCUCAGAUCUAAGCACUGUCUUCGGCUCCCCCAUCAGCUGUGUGUUGAUAGCAGGUCAUAGCAAGGUUAAUCGUUUGUUUGACGAAUUUCCCUAAAUGUUUAAAUAGGAGAUUCAGCCUCUCGUGUGUACCUUGCACUCAGCGUCUUACUAAAACACACACCCAGGGAUGCACAUGUAAGCCGGAUACUGGUGGAAAAAGAAAGAGAUUUCUGUGAGAAUGUGAAGGCAGACCUGCACCCAGGGCACUCGGAGGGGUAUCCGAUUGCUAAUUUAGUGGAUAGUGUUGGUUUUCAAUUCUGAGCUGAAACACUCAGAGAUGACAGCUCUCUCUAGGAUUUCCCGGGGCCAUCUGCUGUUGUAGAGCAUAAAUCGUAAAUUUACCUUUGAACCAUCAGAGCCUCGCUGGCCUGUCCCUUGCCACUCAGACGUCCGGGCUCAAUGGGGUACAGAAGGAGAGGAUCGGUAGAAUAGACAGUGGGAUCCUUGUCCGGGAGUGACUGCCUGGCAAUUGUUUCAUGGAAAACAGGGAGGGGUGUGGGACAACAACCCUGCUCUGUUCACUGGCUCUUUAAUUUAGAUUACCAAUGAUAAAGCCGGGGCAACGGCUAAAGAAAGGUAGGAUGCAUACGCAGACAUUAGUGCUAAUGUGCUGGAGAAAGACAAGAUAAAUCGGUCCAGCUCUCAUACAUCACUAAGGGGGAAGCUGAUUGCAACUUGACCAUGUGCCUGAGUGGUCCCAUCAGUGAGCAGAGGAGACCAUGGAUUAAAAAAAACUAGGAUGGACCGUUAGGGCUACCGCUGUGCAGGAGCUGGGAGCGCUGUCUGGUAAAUACCGACAGUAUAUGGCUGGACUUCUGGCUCCUCCUUAUGGUGUUAUGGAAACAGGUUCUAACAACGACCGGAUUCCCGACAAGGAGAAUACACCUCUCAUUGAACCUCUCGCUCCUCUCCGUCCUGCUAACACCAUUACCAAGGUCCCUUCAGAGAAGAUCCUCAGAGCUGGAAAGAUUUUACGAAUUGCCAUUCUCUCUCGAGCUCCCCACAUGAUAAGAGACAGAAAAUACCACCUGAAGACGUACAGACAAUGCUGUGUUGGGACAGAGCUGGUAGACUGGAUGAUACAGCAAACGUCCUGUGUUCACUCCCGGACCCAAGCUGUUGGCAUGUGGCAAGUCUUGCUGGAAGAUGGUGUCCUCAACCACGUGGACCAGGAACGCCAUUUCCAAGACAAAUAUUUAUUUUAUCGAUUUCUGGAUGACGAGCAUGAGGAUGGCCCUUUGCCUACUGAGGAAGAGAAGAAGGAGUGUGAUGAGGAACUCCAGGACACCAUGCUGCUGCUGUCCCAGAUGGGCCCUGAUGCCCACAUGAGGAUGAUCCUGCGCAAACCGCCUGGCCAGAGGACUGUGGAUGACCUAGAAAUUAUCUAUGAUGAACUCCUACAUAUCAAAGCCUUAUCCCAUCUUUCUACCACAGUGAAACGGGAGUUAGCGGGUGUUCUCAUUUUUGAGUCUCAUGCCAAAGGAGGAACUGUGUUGUUUAACCAGGGGGAAGAAGGUACCUCCUGGUACAUUAUUCUAAAAGGAUCAGUGAAUGUAGUCAUUUACGGCAAGGGUGUGGUCUGCACCCUGCAUGAGGGAGAUGACUUUGGCAAGUUAGCUCUCGUGAAUGAUGCCCCACGAGCUGCCUCCAUUGUUCUUCGAGAAGAUAAUUGUCACUUCUUAAGAGUCGACAAGGAAGAUUUCAACCGGAUUUUGAGGGACGUUGAGGCGAAUACAGUCAGACUUAAAGAACAUGACCAAGAUGUCUUGGUGCUGGAGAAGGUCCCAGCGGGGAGCAGAGCUUCCAAUCAAGGAAACUCACAGCCUCAACAAAAGUAUACUGUGAUGUCAGGAACACCUGAAAAAAUUUUAGAGCAUUUUUUAGAAACAAUCCGCCUCGAGCCAUCUUUGAAUGAAGCAACAGAUUCGCUUUUAAAUGACUUUGUUAUGAUGCACUGUGUUUUUAUGCCAAACACCCAGCUUUGCCCUGCCCUGGUGGCCCAUUACCACGCACAGCCUUCUCAAGGUACCGAACAGGAAAGACUGGACUAUGCCCUCAACAACAAGAGGCGGGUCAUCCGCUUGGUUCUGCAGUGGGCCGCCAUGUAUGGGGACCUCCUCCAAGAAGAUGAUGUGGCCAUGGCUUUCCUGGAGGAAUUCUAUGUGUCUGUAUCAGAUGAUGCCCGGAUGAUGGCUGCCUUCAAGGAGCAGCUGCCAGAGCUGGAGAAGAUUGUCAAACAAAUCUCAGAAGAUGCGAAAGCCCCACAGAAGAAGCACAAGGUGCUUUUGCAGCAGUUCAACACAGGGGACGAGAGGGCCCAGAAGCGCCAGCCUAUUCGUGGUUCUGAUGAGGUUUUGUUUAAGGUCUACUGCGUGGACCAUACCUACACCACCAUCCGGGUGCCUGUGGCUGCCUCCGUGAGGGAGGUCAUCAGUGCGGUGGCCGACAAGCUCAGCUCUGGGGAAGGCCUGCUCAUAGUCAAGAUGAACUCCGGAGGAGAAAAGGUGGUGCUCAAACCUAAUGAUGUUUCAGUAUUUACGACGCUCACCAUUAAUGGACGCCUGUUUGCCUGCCCGCGAGAGCAAUUCGACUCACUGACUCCCUUGCCAGAACAAGAAGGCCCAACCACCGGGACAGUGGGAACUUUUGAACUGAUGAGCUCGAAAGACUUGGCAUACCAGAUGACAACCUAUGAUUGGGAACUCUUCAACUGUGUGCAUGAGCUGGAGCUAAUCUACCACACAUUUGGAAGGCAUAAUUUUAAAAAGACCACAGCAAACUUGGAUUUGUUCCUGAGGAGAUUUAAUGAAAUUCAGUUUUGGGUUGUUACCGAGAUCUGCCUUUGUUCCCAGCUCAGCAAGCGGGUUCAGCUUUUGAAAAAGUUUAUCAAGAUAGCAGCUCACUGCAAGGAGUACAAGAAUCUGAAUUCCUUUUUUGCCAUCGUCAUGGGACUUAGUAACGUUGCCGUGAGCCGCCUGGCACUAACGUGGGAGAAACUGCCAAGCAAGUUUAAGAAGUUCUAUGCAGAGUUUGAGAGCUUAAUGGAUCCUUCCAGAAACCACAGGGCCUACCGACUGACGGCGGCUAAACUGGAUCCUCCUCUCAUCCCUUUCAUGCCCUUGCUUAUUAAAGAUAUGACAUUUACUCAUGAGGGGAACAAGACGUUCAUUGACAAUCUAGUAAACUUUGAAAAAAUGCGCAUGAUUGCAAAUACUGCCAGAACAGUGCGCUAUUACAGGAGCCAACCCUUCAACCCUGAUGCCGCUCAAGCUAAUAAAAACCAUCAGGAUGUCCGGAGUUACGUACGGCAAUUAAAUGUGAUUGACAACCAGAGGACUUUAUCGCAGAUGUCGCACAGAUUAGAGCCUCGCAGGCCGUAGACGUGGGAAGCGCCCAGAGCCAUGUUUGGUCUCCAGUCCACAAUCUUUCAAAAAUGCCCUGGAUGCUACUGCUGACUGUUUCGCCACUUGAGAAUUCUCCAGAAGGAGCAGAGACACACCCUGAGACUCCCCCCUCAGGGCCACAUCCGGCUUUCCAACCACACCUCGAGAGAAGAAGUGAUUUGACUUGUGUAACGCUGACAUGCCGUAGCUUAGGAAUCCUCAGUUAUAGUCACCCUCGUUCAUUCCCAGCCAUGCCAUCGUCAGGCUCACAUGAAGAAAUAACAUUGGCGAGGGCUACAUCAAGCCCCUGACAUCCCUUUCCCGCUGUUUGCAGUAUGAGACUGCCCCAUGGGUGGGUUGACUUAGAUACAUUGGUGAUGAUAUAAUUGAAUGAUUUUUUUUUUUUACUUAGCACCUUGACUUGGGCAUGGGGUCUGGGGAGGGCAUUGAGGAAACCAUAGACGUCCAAAUUAUAGGUCGUAUUCUUCUGUCUUCAGAGUCUUACCUCUGAAGG